CGUCGUCGUCGUCGGGGCCGCCGUCGAGGCCGCGCGGGCCGCGCAGCGCGGCGGCCGCACACGGGCUGCCGAGCGGGACGCGACAGGAACUGCUCUUCCCCCUGGCGGACUGUGACCCCUGACCUUCGCGUCGUGGGGUCCCUCGCGUCUUUGCAUCCCUUGCGUCGUCACCUCACCUUCGUCACCUCAUCUUCGUCACAUCACGUCGCGCGAUCACCUAUACCGGGGGCCCGCCGGCGGCUUGCUUCCCCUACUCGUCCUCGUCCGCACACCGACGACGACGACGCGCCGCUGAUGGCAGUGGUGGUGGUCCGUCUCGGGGUGGGAGCUGCUCGCCGACGACGACGCGUCAUCGCAGCGUGAACGUCGUCGACCCUGAGAAGAGGACCCGCGACCUGUGAGCUGCAGGUGCGCCGCGCCAUGGGCUGCAACUCCAGCACCGCCGCGGUGGGCGCGGUGGCUGCCGAGUCGGCCGCGGAGGACGCCGCCCCGGCCACCACUACCUCCGCCGCGGGGUCGGCGGUCGCAUCGGCGGCGAGCGCCCGGUCGACGUGCGAGAAGUGCCGCGCCCGGUCGGCCGGCGGCACCGAGGUGGACGAGAACGGCAAGCACCUGCCGCCCGUGAGGAAGCCCCGGGAGGUGCGGGAGGUGCCCGACGGCGAGGACGAGGAGGCGAUCGACAUCGACCUCGAGGACCCCGAGGUUGAGCAGGCCGCCACCAAGAUCCAGGCCGCCUUCCGUGGCCACCGCGCCAGGAAGCAGCCCGCCGAGGAGCAGCCCGAGCCCGCCGUCGAGGAGCCCGCCCAGGACAGCGUCCAGGACACGACCAUGCAGCCCGGCGACGAGGAACCCACCAAGGAACAGCUGAUGGCGGAGUUCAACCCCAACGACAAAGAGCUGUGCAACGCGGCCACCAAGAUCCAGGCCUCCUUCAGGGGGCACGUGGCACGCAAGGCCGGCGACAAAGCGGAGGAGGAGGCCAAGGCCAAGGACAAGGAGGAGGCGGACGCCGCCGCGGCCAAGGAGCUGGCCGACGAGCUGGCCGACAUAGAUCUGACGGACCCGGAGCUGCACAAGGCCGCCACCAAGAUCCAGUCCACCUUCCGGGGCCACAAGGUCCGUAAGGAGGGCGGCGACGAGUGAGCGGCGCGGGCGGCGUGGCGUGGCGAGACGCAGCGCGGCGAUGUCGCCGAGGCCGCGGCCAGGCGCCGCCGGGGCCUCGAGUUCCUCACCACCAACAUCAUCAUCAUCAUCAUCACGACCACCACCACCACCAUCAACCACAACAACGUCAGCUCGCUCCCUCCCUUCCCCCGCAGUUCCAAACACGACAGGACUCUUCAGUUGAUUUGUCUGCUCACGUACGGCCGUUGUAUAGGGGAUUGCGACCUUACCUGAGCAGUUCAAACAUGACACACCGUUACUUUCUCUCCCCCCCACCCCAAUCUCCUCUGCUCCGUGGCAGCCCGCGUCGCUUCGCGAGCGAGCUGCACUCUUUCUAUUAAACCUAUCGCUCGCCCCUCCCCACAGGGGCGCGCGAGCUGCGCCAAGCGGCAGCCAGCGGGGAGGUCGAUGUGAUUGACAGCCCCCUAUUCUCUUCCAUUUCAUUUCCUUGACUCCUGGCCUCGUGGCCCCCGCCCCCUCCCCGCCGCCGCGGGGGCGCUGCAGGCAGGGGUAUCGCCGCGCCGGCCUGCGCGGGUGCCCCCCCCCCCUUCCUUCGCCCCUCUGUUUCAACCCUUCCUCGCCUCAGUUCUCGGGACGUGGGCAAACAUUGGCGACCCUGUGUGCGUGAAAAUGCUCAGUAAUGUUGCGGCACCAAUCUCACUCGGUUUUUGUGUUUCCGGUGAGAAUUACCUCCAUGUUUUACGACGGAAUCCGAUCUUCUGGAUGAGAGAGGACCUCAAAAUUAUUUUUAUGUAUCAAACGCACAUUUUGUUGUUGUUUUUUGUCAAUAAAUAGUGCCCCUCCCUUAAAUACCAAAUAUUCUUAAAGUUCAUGCUUUGAUGUGAUGAUACUGUUGUUUCCCUAAAUUUCUUCUUAGAACUAAAAUAUCAAAAAGCCUACAGUUUUUCAUUCUUCAAAUUAUACUUUUAAAAUUUGUUUCCAAAUGGGAAAAUGUAGACUCUUAAUAAAUUAUCAUGUGCUAGCAAUCAAAUUUUUGUUAAGUCUGCUUUUAUUUUAACUGAGGAAAAAAAAUUGAAGGAUACUGGAUUAACAAUGUGAGUAUGAAUGUCAAUUGUUGUUAUGUGAAAGGUGAGAAAACAGAUGGCAGCAGGCAGCUCACAUUUGCUUCAAGAAAACAUUUUUUCUUUGUGUUAUCCACUUCCAAAUUAUGGGUGAAACUACUUUUUUGGCAAGUAUAUUAUUUAACAAUACAAAAUGUCACUGGUGGAAGUACGUAAGUUUCAAACGUCACUGGAAUACUAGGUUUCAAAUGCCACGAGCAUGAUGCAUUCAUGUCAGUGAAGGAAACUGCCAUCUUGAGUUUUUCUCUCUGACUCUGUAACUUUGUAUAAUUAAAUAAAAUCUAUCUUUAAAAAAUA
Molecule: messenger RNA, 2543 nt
Organism: Frankliniella occidentalis (western flower thrips)
Lineage: Eukaryota; Metazoa; Arthropoda; Insecta; Thysanoptera; Thripidae
Gene: igl
Product: neuromodulin
Exons: 5
Coding region: 421-1143 (240 amino acids)
Molecular function (GO): calmodulin binding
Source: RefSeq, a predicted model, not a curated record